GGGGGGGGGGGGGUAGGAACGCCCCCGGUGGGGAGCGGGGCUGCUCCGGGACCGGGGAGGGGGCGUCCCUUUGCCCCCCCCCCGCCGCUUCCAUGCAGGGCAUGGGGAGCCUGCGGCUCGGCAGCCGCGCAGUGAUGUACACGGCCGAGACCCUGCCCAAGGGCAAGAACCGAGUCAUGGGGACCAUCCAAAUCAUGACCGGCUUCAUGCACAUCGGCUUCGGGAUCGUCCUCACCACGCUCACCAACGUCUACACCUCCGUCUUCGUCAUCGGAGAGAUCCCUUUCCUGGGCGGCGUGUCCUUCAUCAUCUCGGGCUGUCUGUCCAUCGGGGCAGAGAAGAGCCCCACAGAGUGUGCGGUGAAGGGCAGCCAGACCAUGAACAUCAUCAGCGCCAUCUUCGCCCUCCUGGGCAUCGUGGCCUUCAUCGUGGACCUCAACCUCAACGGGCUCUAUCACUCCGGCUUCAACUACUACGGCUACUUGGUCCUGCUCGCAGGGAACGGGAUCUCCAUCGUGCUGCUCAUCUUCACCAUCCUCGAGUUCUGCAUCGCCGUGGCCACGGCGAACUUCUGGUGCAGGGCCACUCGCCUCAGCUCCAAUGAGUCCAUGCUGAUCGUGCCCAGCACCACGCGGGUGGACCUGGCAGCCCCAUCGGCUGAGAUGCCGCAGCCCCCCAGCUACACCGAGCUCGCUGCUCCCGAGGUCUAACCCGGUGCUGGCCCACGAGGACAUCGGUGUGGGUCCUGUCUCCAUCCCCGGCCCCACAGCAUCCUCCUCCCACCGCGCUGCAGGCUGGGGUGCGCUGCUCCCUGCUCCCCAAGCCAGCAAGCACCCCCCAAUUCCC
Pezoporus flaviventris is the source of this 846-nucleotide messenger RNA. RefSeq names its product membrane-spanning 4-domains subfamily A member 12-like. Gene Ontology annotation, biological process: cell surface receptor signaling pathway. The transcript has 7 exons. NCBI's taxonomy places the organism in Eukaryota, Metazoa, Chordata, Aves, Psittaciformes, Psittacidae. The record is from RefSeq and is a predicted model, not a curated record. Gene Ontology annotation, cellular component: plasma membrane. The coding region runs from base 93 to 710 and encodes 205 amino acids.